Actinia tenebrosa (Australian red waratah sea anemone) is the source of this 2338-nucleotide messenger RNA. RefSeq lists its product as uncharacterized. Gene Ontology annotation, cellular component: cytoplasm. Gene Ontology annotation, molecular function: zinc ion binding; ubiquitin-protein transferase activity. The record is from RefSeq and is a predicted model, not a curated record. NCBI's taxonomy places the organism in Eukaryota, Metazoa, Cnidaria, Anthozoa, Actiniaria, Actiniidae. Gene Ontology annotation, biological process: protein ubiquitination.
AUCCACUCAUUUCCGCUUUUUCUAAGAAAACCGAAGUUUUUGUUAUUCAAUAUCGACUCGGUUAUUCGAGUGUAGAUAAUGUAAAACAGGUCAAGUCAAGUAACGGCGAAGGGACUUUUUUUGUCAGCUAUAUAUAGAUGAAAUUGUUUGUUAUCUUUCCAAACAAAUUUAAUGCUCUCCAAUCAAAUACCAACUCAGCGUUCAUUUCCAAGAACGGCUGAGACCUUCAAGGAAAUUUCCUGAAAACAUGAUAAGGAACUAAACUCGACGAAAUAAACUUGCUUACAUUUUGUAAAAUCUCGCUGAAUAAUUUGAUUAUUCAAAAUAUGCUUGUCGGAAGUCGAGUGGUUCGAGGCCCUGACUGGGAGUUUGAAGAAGAAGAAGAAGACCAAGAUGGAGGCGAAGGAUUUGUCGGCACAAUCACAAGCACACAAAACUUUCAAGAUGGAAGUCCCUUACCAAAGGGAAAAGUGCUUGUCUAUUGGGAUACUGGUUACCAAGGAUGUUAUAGAGCUGGACUAGACGGCUGUUACGAUUUACGAAUUUUGGACUCGGCACCUUCAGGUAUCGAUUUCUCAUCUCAUUCGUGUAAUGAAUGCAACCAAGCAGGUAUUUCUGGAAUGCGAUGGCAAUGUGCAGUGUGUCCUAACUACAGCUUAUGCACCUUGUGUUACAUGAAGGAUGUACAUGACAUGAACCACAGCUUUAUGCGAUUCGAUGUAUCGAAUGACAGUGCUAAUGGGGUGGACGUUGGGCAGCGUUUCGGAUGCUUGAAAAUCCAAGCCAAGGGCAUAUUUCCUGGAGCAAUAGUGAAAACUGGAAAUGACUGGACGUCAGAAUCUCUUAGGAAUGGAAAAGUCUUAGAACUAGCGUCUUGGGAAGGUAUUCCAAGAAGUGCAGCAAUAGUGGACUGGGAAAACUUCUGUGAAUUACACCUUAGAGUUGGUCAUAAAGGAAAAGUUGAUUUAGAACUGGUUACGUCCUCCCUCGGUCCACUAUACUACAAGGACCAUCUUCCUUCAGUAUCUCUAGAUGACAUGAAUAGUCUGAAGAAAAAGCAGUUUUCCACUUCAUCUGAAAAGCAAGCCCAACAUAAGAUGGUUGAUUUAGAACUGGUUACGCCCUCCCUCGGUCCAUUAUACUGCAAGGACCAUCUUCCUUCAGUAUCUCUAGAUGACAUGAAUAGUCUGGAGAAAAAGCAGUUUUCCACUUCAUCUGAAAAGCAAGCCCAACAUAAGAUGGAGUCAAGCGUUCAAAGUAACCAGAACGCAGAAGAUCAACAAAAAGAAUUGCAACACGAAGUUAUCAAGCGUCUUCAAAAGGGUGAACAAAGUGAUAAUACAACAUCAGCUAUUAAGUCCCCUCCUCCACGUACGCUACCAAAGCCUUCACGGCAACGUUUGCCCAAUAAUAAUUCUAGCAACAGCAAUGUAGUGGAACAAUCAGAGGCCAAGGAUGACCAGCCUACUACAGAACCAAUUAAGAAAGUCAAGGAUAUCGUUAACAGGAUGUCGCAAGCCGAUUUAAACAAGGGCGAUUCCGGUGGAAGAACGCCCGUCCAAUCUAGAGCUCCGGCACCUCCUAAGCCUGCAAUUAGGGCAGACCCUUCUGAUGCCAAUACAUUACCAAAGACUUCCAAGAAGACCUACCCUGCUCCCCCACCACCUCGACCCCGUUCAGCAAUACUUGCAGGCUCCGUUAACAUCUCUCCAGAACCGAAAAAAAAAGAGGCUAAGGUUGCUCCUUCUAGGACAAAUGUUGCGUCCUUGGCUGCAAGUUUGGGGAACAAGAUACAAUUGGAUCCAACGAGGGGUAGGAUGCAGACGAAAAAACCUCCAGCACGCGAUAUUAUUUGCACUUAUUGCGAUGAAAAAGCAUCGAAGGUCUUUUUUGAGCCAUGUGGACAUUUUGUAGAUAAAGUUUGUUUUGGGUGUGCCAGGAAGUAUAAGCGCUGUCACGAGUGCAACCAACCGAUAGAUAAAAAAUCCACAUCAGAUGGCUCGCAACUACCUGAACUCGACGACGAAAUGGAUACUUAUAACAAAGAAAAGUUGAAAGAGCUGGAGAGAAAACUCGACGAAGCUAAACGAGAGUUAGAAUGUCCCAUUUGUAUGGAUGAACGAUGCAAUGUCUUGUUUGGUUGUGGACACAAAACAUGUAUGGAAUGCUCGGAUCUUAUUGGUCAAGGCAACAACCAGUGCCCUAUUUGUAAACAAUUAAUAACUGAGAGAAAGCGAAUGUUUUAAUCAAUUGUAAUUGAAUAUCAAAAGGUUGGAAUUGAUCACCAUACAUCAUACAAUAGGAAGACCAAACAAUUAAAUCAUGUACCACAAAAAGA